AACGUGCUCCUGCUAAGCUCUGUGAUUUUGAGCAAAAUUAGUUAUCUUAUGGUUAAACAGUAGUGGAUUAACGGUAGUCUUACUCAUUCAAAGAUGGUGUUUGUAAAGUCCUGGGAAGAUUUUGAGAUCGCUGCUGAAAACAUGUAUAUGGCGAAUCCAUGCGAGUGUCGGUUUACGAUGAAGUAUACGCACAAUCGAGGCGCCGUUUUCUUAAAGCUGACGGACAACAUAAAAUGUGUGCAAUACAAAACAGAAGUCUUAUCUGAGCUCAGACGAAUUGAAAAAUUCUCCGGCAAUCUGAUACAGAUGAUGGCAUCAAAGGAAUAGCAAACCACCGGCGGAAGUUGAACGAUGUUGCGGACAUGCAUAAGGAAGCGGAUGAAAAUGAGGCAAGGGUUUAAAAUAAAAAAUGAAUUU
Messenger RNA from Anopheles nili, 417 nucleotides. It is a transcript of the gene Srp9, whose product is annotated as signal recognition particle 9 kDa protein. Gene Ontology annotation, biological process: negative regulation of translational elongation; SRP-dependent cotranslational protein targeting to membrane. The transcript has a single exon. Lineage: Eukaryota; Metazoa; Arthropoda; Insecta; Diptera; Culicidae. Gene Ontology annotation, cellular component: signal recognition particle, endoplasmic reticulum targeting. The record is from RefSeq and is a predicted model, not a curated record. Bases 94 to 327 code for a protein of 77 amino acids. Gene Ontology annotation, molecular function: 7S RNA binding.